AUGGCCCCCGCCGCCGCCGCUUGGCACGCUCGCCUGAGCCUCGCCGUGCUGCUGCCGCUGGUGUCAGUGAUUCUGCCAGCGGUAGCCCUGAGCGAGCAGUAUCCGACGCUGUCCUUGCUUAGGCAGGAGCUGCACCGCCCGCAGGGCCAGGGGAACAGAGGCUGUGCGGAGCUCCUGGUGGCUGACUGGGGUGGGGAAGCCGGCGGCUGUGACUCUUCAUUUUUGCACUUUCAUGAUGCAGACUGUGAACUACGAGGGUCUUCAGCUUGUGAAUCCUUGCUUUCAUUGAAUACUGAAAAACUUUUGAGCCAAGCAAAAUUGCUUGCUGAACAAAAGAGAUUUCCCUUUGCCACUGAUGAAGACGAUAUAAAUGAAGAGUUGGCUGUUGCUUAUAUAUUGAUUGGUAGUGGCCUUUAUGAUGAAGCCAUACGUCACUUCUCAACAAUACUCCAGGAACAGCCGGAACUUGUUAGUGCAAUUUAUGGACGGGGGAUAGCUUAUGGAAAGAAAGGAUUGCAUGAUAUAAAAAAUGCUGAGAUUGCUUUAUUUGAGCUGAGCAGAGUAAUUAGCCUGGAACCAGAUCUUCCGGAAGUAUAUGAACAGCGAGCAGAGAUACUGUCACCUUUGGGUCAAAUUAGUGAAGCACUGUCUGAUCUCACUAAAGCUAUUCAGCUAAAACCUUCAGCACGACUCUACCAGCAUAGAGGCACUCUUUACUUCAUGUCUGAGGACUAUGUGAUGGCCCAUGAAGACUUCCAGAAUUCCCUUGAGCUGAACAAAAACCAGCCUAUAGCUAUGCUUUACAAAGGGUUGACAUUUUUUCACAGAGGGCUUCUAAAGGAAGCUAUUGAAUCAUUCAAAGAAGCCCUGAAACAGAAAGCAGAUUUCAUAGAUGCAUAUAAAAGUCUGGGGCAAGCCUAUCGAGAACUGGGUAACUUUGAAGCUGCUACAGAAAAUUUUCAGAAGGCAUUGAUGAUAAACCAAAAUCAUGUUCAAACAAUACAGCUUCGGGGAAUGAUGCUUUAUCAUCAUGGUAGCCUAGAGGAGGCGCUGAAGAACUUUAAGAGAUGUUUGCAACUAGAACCAUAUAAUGAAGUGUGCCAAUAUAUGAAAGGCCUCAGUCAUGUCACUUUGGGACAAUUUUACGAAGGAAUAAAAGCUCAAACUAAAGUUAUGUUAAAUGAUCCUCUUCCUGGUCAGAAAGCUAGUACAGAAUACCUGAAAGUGAAAUAUCUCAGAGAAUAUUCUCGCUAUCUGCAUGCACAUCUUGAUACCCCACUUAUGGAAUACAACAUGGAUAUGGAUCUUCCUGGGAAGUUUAAAGAUCAUUGGGCCAAAAAUCUUCCUUUUCUUAUAGAUGAUUAUGAAGAACAGCCAGGGUUACAACCACAUAUAAAGGAUGUGCUUCAGCAGAGAUUUGAAAAUUAUAAACCCGAAAUACAAGAGAUGAUAUGUGCAGCUGAUCACUUGGGUUCACUCAUGCAAUAUGAGACCCCAGGGUUUCUUCCAAACAAGAGAAUACAUAGAGCAAUGGGGCUAGCUGUGCUAGAAGUAAUGCAAGCGGUACAACGAACAUGGGUGAAUGCAAAGGUCCGGAUAAAUGGAAAAUCCAAGCUGAUGCAGUGGAGAGAUAUGUUUGACAUUGCUGUGAAAUGGAGAAGGAUAGCUGACCCGGACCAACCAGUACUAUGGCUAGACCAAAUGCCAUCUCGAAGCCUUAGGAGAGGUUUUAAUAAUCAUAUCAGUCUAAUCAGGGGACAGGUUAUUAAUAUGAGAUACCUUAACUACUUUGAAAAGAUACUUGAUUUUAUUAAAGACAGGAUCCGGGUUUAUCAUAGUACUCAUAAUCACAAAGAGCUUGUAGACAUUCGAGAAGCACUGGACCAGGUACAUAAAGUAGAAGAACUUCUCCCAAUAAUGAAGCAGUUAAAUAGUAAAACAAGAGAUGGAUUUACUGUCAGCACCAAAGUCCCUAGCCUCAAAGAUUCAGGGCAAGAAUAUGAUGGAUGCACUAUUACCAUAACAGGAGAUAAGAUUGGGAAUAUAUUAUUUUCAUUGGAAACACAGACAACAGAAGAAAGAACACAACUGUAUCAUGCAGAAAUUGAUGCUCUUUAUAAAGACCUAACUGCCAAAGGAAAAAUGCUUGUUUUAUCUGCCGAACUUGGGGAGGCAGAUGCUGUGUGCAACCUAAUCCUGUCUCUCAUAUACUACUUCUAUAAUUUAAUGCCUCUGUCCAGAGGUUCCAGUGUAGUGGCUUAUUCAGUAAUAAUGGGAGCAUUGAUGGCAAGUGGAAAAGAAGUAUCAGGAAAAAUUCCUAAAGGAAAGUUGGUAGAAUUUGAAGCUAUGACAGCACCUGAUUCUGAGACGUUCAGUAAAACAGCAAAAGAUUGGCUGAAUCUGAAAAGCAUUUCACCUUCUUACAAAAGUCUUCCAUCAGUAUCUGAAUCUUUUCCAACAUUACGGACUAUGAUUGAAGCCUUGAGUACAGAUUCAUCAUAUUGUCUUAAAAGGCUUUAGUUGCUAUAUAACAUCCCAAUAAAGAGCAAUAUCAUCUUC
Molecule: messenger RNA, 2559 nt
Organism: Eublepharis macularius
Lineage: Eukaryota; Metazoa; Chordata; Lepidosauria; Squamata; Eublepharidae
Gene: TTC13
Product: tetratricopeptide repeat domain 13
Exons: 23
Coding region: 1-2520 (839 amino acids)
Molecular function (GO): protein binding
Source: RefSeq, a predicted model, not a curated record